AUGAACCAAAAAGUGAAUGACACAGUGGUAGAAGAGAUUGUGGAGUUAUUUAUAAGGAUAACGAAUGAAGGCAAAUCUCGAUAUAUAAUUUCAGAAAUUGGAACGACAUUAGAUAUUAGCCGGAUAUUUAGUCAAGCAUCGAUACAGAAUCAUCCUAUUGCUCAAUAUUACUUGGGGAUCUGUGAUGAAUUUGGUGUAAACAAUUAG
Funneliformis mosseae is the source of this 207-nucleotide messenger RNA. Lineage: Eukaryota; Fungi; Glomeromycota; Glomeromycetes; Glomerales; Glomeraceae. The record is from the annotation of a GenBank genome assembly.